Cheilinus undulatus (humphead wrasse) is the source of this 3470-nucleotide messenger RNA. RefSeq names its product putative methyltransferase NSUN7. The transcript has 13 exons. Gene Ontology annotation, molecular function: methyltransferase activity. Bases 257 to 2566 code for a protein of 769 amino acids. The record is from RefSeq and is a predicted model, not a curated record. Lineage: Eukaryota; Metazoa; Chordata; Actinopteri; Labriformes; Labridae.
AUACGGCAAAGCGACACAGGAGCAGGAUUAGUGGGCUGCACAACAUCUGUAAAGACGAGCCUCGCCUCAUAACGGACCCAGAUUUAUAGUGAGAGCUGUUAAAAAGUUUGUGUCGAGUCAAAGUUAACAUGACAACGAACGGCUUAACUACGUCGACACGCAUCAACAGUAACGGAUUCAGAAAACAGAACUUUUAGGAAAGAAGACGGGGCUGUCUGCUGUUGAGGUCUCAGAGAGGAGAUACAUCUCUAGAAAUAUGGUGAAAAAGAAGACAACUACAGGGCAUCCAAACAGCUCUUCCAAGACAAAAAAGUCAGGCCUCAACAAUGCAAAUGGCAAGGACCGGACUCCUGUGGAUAACCCAACAGGGAAUGAUGCCCCUGCUGUUCCUACAGACCUCCAGACUGUUGGAAAAGGUCAGCUAGGCUUUCCAGACAGAGUUUACCUACUGGCAUCUGUCAUCUUCCAGAAUAACCACCUUGAUAAGCCUGCUGCACAGCGGUUGGUGAACUAUGGCAAAGAGAGAGGGAUCCCUUUACCUGCAAUCAAAGAUGAGGAAAUGCAACACACAGCUUAUGGGCUUGCUUUCAAUACACUUAAGUAUCAAGAGCUGCUGGAGGACAUCAUGACUGACAGCUGUUUUUACCUCUUCCGGCAAAUGCCAGAUGAUCAGAUGAGCCUUGUUGCUGUAAUGCUCUACGACUUUCAGGACAGAAAAUUCCUCCCAAGGAAAAGCCACCAGAAGGAGGAAAUCAUACAGGAAGUAAGAGAUGUGGAGAGUUGCCUCCUUAGAUGUAAAACCAAGCUGGCAGCCUCACUUGCCCGCUGCAGGAUCAGACGUGACCUCCUAUCCAUUGAAUGUUUUCUGCCAGAGAGUGUGAAGAAGAAGCAGGAGAGGUCCAGCAGCCUUCCACUGUAUGCAUGGGUGAACACGCAGAGGAGCAGCCUCAGUGAGGCCCAAAGUGUGCUGAAGACGGCAGGCUUCACGCAGGUGGAAUCAAUUGGGCAGCUGGAGGGCCAGACCUUCUGUCAGGAUCCCCACUGUGGGGAUGUACUGGUAUUCCCUGCUCAGCUGAAGGCUCAGCUGUACUCCACUGAGCUGCUUAGCAACCACAAACUUAUCAUCCAGGAUAAAUUCUGCAGCCUAGGCCCCAAUGCAGUGUGCUCCCUGCUACCAGAAGAAGGAGAUGUGCUCAUGCUGGGAUGUUUCUCAGGCCUCACUGUCUCCCACACUGCUUCCCUUGUUUCCAAGAGAUAUAAAGCCGAAAGCAAUAACCAGCCCACGGUCUAUGUUUGUGUCAGUGACCGGACAGACACUCAGAGGAAGGACCUACAGCAGGCUAUGACUGCCACUGGCUGCAAGAACGUAAAGCUGAUACUAGAGGACUUCCACUCUUUGGAUGGAGGUGAUAAGCGGCUCCAGAAGGUGCGUGUUAUCCUCUUGACCCCCAAGUGUUCUGUGUCUGCUGUCAGCAACGUGAUGGAGUUCAUACUACAAGAGAUUGGAGACACAGACUUGCUCCAGGACUUAUCCAGGGACUCCAUAGCCCAGAGCAAACUGGAAGCUCUGGUCACCCAGCAGAAGAAGGAUAUUGAUCAUGCCUUGAAAUUUUCUAAGGUUUCGGCAGUUAUAUACUCCACCUGUUCAUCGUACUCUGAUGAGAAUGAAGCGGUGGUGAGCAGAGCCCUGGAGCAAGCCAAGGCCCACUCUGAGCAGGAAGGAGAGCCAAGACAAGCAACCUUCAGGCUGAGUCCAUCCCCGUUCAGCAAUCCUCACCACCCUCAGGGUCAGGAACAGACAAACUCUUUCUUCGUGUUGGAGCCCUCAGCACAAAGCAAUGGUUGCUUUCUGGCUGUUCUCAUGAAAGAGCUGGAGCCAGUGGUCAAAGAGGAGCCUCAUGAAGUGCUUCAAAGAGCCAAAGCCACAGGCAUACUGGACAGGAUCGGCUCAAACCAGCCUACCAGAAAAGAGCAGCAUGGGCGUACCAACAAGAUGAUGAAAACAGCACAUACUCGCAACUAUUCACCCAACCUCACUGUUGGUGUACAAUCUAAAAACCUGGAGCCUAAAGGCAGCAGCAGUUCAAGUUUGUGUGGAAAUCAGAAGUUUAUGAACAUGCAGCAGUCAUUACAAGGGAAAAUUAUAGCACCUAGCUUGCAGGCCUCAAAGAACCCCACCUCCAGCUCCUCCUCAUCCUUAAAACCAGAAAACACCAACCCCCCCUCCUUGUCCAAACCAGAACACAUCACAUUAAAGAAAACCAUCACUCCUGUAUUCAAAACUACAACUUCCACAGACCGUCUGCAUCCUGCACCUUCUCCUGCCUCUCUGACGGCCCAUAUUGUCCGUCCCCGCAAAGUUCAGCAGGAGGUGCUGAAGCCUGUUGUGCUGGUUUUCCCUCCUGUUCACUUCCCCAGCCUCUUUCCCCCUCAGUGCAGCCGAACAGGAUGCAGCCCCAGCUUCAGCUGCAGCCAGUGGAGGACCCCAACUCACAAUGAGCUCCUCCCCCGCACACAUGGAAAAAUUCCCAAGGACGCUUUGGUUAAAUCUCGGCCUCUGUUUUAAGUCUGAACACCAGCACAGAUAUAAAAUAAGUCUAUACUUUUAGAACAAAUAUUUGCUCAAAUAAAGCCAGAAGCAACUUAAUCUUUGUCAAGACUGUAUGCAGUAUUAUUGUAGUGCCAAACUCCACCAAGUCAUGAUAAUGACUCCUCUUUAAGGCCUCUGGAGCCAAUUGUAGUUAUCAUUAUUAUAGCAGGUCUUUGUGUGUCAUGCUGGACAGACUUACCACUGUGAGAAUCUAAUCAAACUGCAUAUAUUCAUGGGGUAGAACCAAUGUCAUUUCAAUGUCACUCUGAUGAACAGCUAUUACAUGGGGUUCUAGUAAACUAAAAAAUGAAAGAACAUUCAUGAAUCUAACCCUUUUUUCUUUUGGUAAUGCAUUUAUUGACACAUCAGAUUACAUUUACAUGGUGAAGAGAUGAGUGAAGAACAGAACUGAAAAGUUUUACAGCAUCUCUCUUGUUUUUAUUUUCUGUGCAUCUCCUUCAUUCUGAUUGGACUGCGUUCACAGAGUUCAUGUCGAGUGCAGGUGACGGCUCCGAGCUAUAGGAGCAGUGUUCACGUUUCUGAUAGCUGUGACAGCAAACUUUUACUGCUGUAUGUGUGUAUUUGUGUGUGUUCAUUUUGUGAGUGGGAGUCAUCUGGCUGGAUUUACUGAGAAAGAGAAAUCAGAGUUAACCCUUCCUGUCUGGCACUGAUUCUGCUUUUUCUGUGCCGUAUUACCACUAUUCAUAUAGCCCUGAGCGCUUCACAUCUGCCAGAGUGAAAGCUGUGAUCUGGAUUUUCUUGCUUCUACAUAAACCUUGGGUGUAUGCAAAAUGAUUCCUGAGGAAAUUGUAAAUUCAAACAUAGGCAAUGUGACAUUCAUGAGCUUUUAAACUUGGCUUUUGAAGCAUGUUUGCAAAAC